Molecule: messenger RNA, 2910 nt
Organism: Cygnus atratus (black swan)
Lineage: Eukaryota; Metazoa; Chordata; Aves; Anseriformes; Anatidae
Gene: NDRG1
Product: N-myc downstream regulated 1
Exons: 16
Coding region: 124-1332 (402 amino acids)
Biological process (GO): signal transduction
Cellular component (GO): cytoplasm
Source: RefSeq, a predicted model, not a curated record
GGCAGCGCCGCCCGGCGGGCGGGGCGCGGGCUAUAAAUCCGACCCGCGAGGGAAGGCAGCGGCGGUCGGAGCGCGGCGGCGGCGGCGCACGGAGAGCAGCUGUUGCGAUACCAGCUACUGACCAUGUCAACAGAGUUCCAGGAUGCCCACCUCGCAGAGGUGAAACCUCUGGUGGAGAAGGAAGAGGCUAUCACUCGCCUCCUACCAGACUUCGAUGUUCAGGAGCAAGAUGUGGAGACUGUGCAUGGCUCGGUCCAUGUCACCAUGUGUGGGACUCCCAGAGGGAACAGACCUGCUAUCCUCACCUACCAUGACAUUGGGCUGAAUCAUAAAACUUGCUUCAAUCCUCUGUUCAACUUUGAGGAUAUGCAGGAAAUCACUCAGCACUUUGCAGUUUGCCAUGUGGAUGCACCUGGUCAGCAGGAUGGCGCACCAUCUUUCCAAACUGGGUACGUAUAUCCCUCCAUGGAUCAGCUGGCUGAAAUGCUUCCCGGAAUCCUGAAACAGUUUGGGCUGAAGACUGUUAUUGGCAUGGGGACUGGAGCUGGUGCCUACAUCCUGACCAGAUUUGCUUUAAACCACGCAGACAUGGUGGAGGGAUUAGUUCUCAUUAAUGUAAAUCCUUGUGCUGAAGGUUGGAUGGACUGGGCAGCAACAAAGAUUUCAGGUUGGACAAAUGCUUUACCAGACUUGGUCAUCUCACAUCUUUUUGGAAAGGAAGAGAUUCACAGCAACCCUGACCUGAUCCAUACUUACCGUCAGCAUAUUAUUAAUGAUAUGAAUCAAACCAACCUUCAUCUCUUUGUCAACUCUUACAACAGUCGGCGAGACCUAGAGAUUGAACGCCCUGUUCCUGGAGUAAAUGUUGUUACCCUUCAAUGCCCUGUCCUCCUGGUGGUUGGCGACAGCUCCCCGGCGGUGGAUGCUGUGGUUGAAUGCAAUUCAAAGCUGGACCCAACAAGGACAACGCUUCUGAAGAUGGCUGACUGCGGUGGGCUCCCCCAAGUUUCCCAGCCUGCAAAGCUUGCAGAAGCUUUCAAAUACUUUGUUCAAGGCAUGGGAUACAUGCCCUCUGCUAGCAUGACCAGGCUGAUGAGGUCCCGUACCGCUUCUGGCUCCAGUGUAACGUCUUUGGAAGGACAGAGGAGCCGGUCUCACACUGGAGAAGGCACAAGAAGCCGGUCUCACACUGGGGAGGGAACUAGGAGCCGAUCCCACACCGGGGAGGGUUCCAGGAACCGCUCCCACACAGACACGCGCAUCGAGCUGACGCCGAAUUCAGCAAGCAAUGCUGAGCAAUCAGGCCCCAAGUCCAUGGAAGUGUCCUGUUAAGUGUGUGCAGGAGGUUUAAACUGGUCACAGUCUGGAAAAGUAAAGGAUGCCCCCUGUGUACCACAAAAACAUAACUGGUAUUAAUCUCAAGCUAUUCUGUAAGAUGAGCUCUGUUCACCAGGGUCUGACGGGGACCAAAGAAAAGAAGCAUCUCAUUUCCUUUAUCAUUACUCUUGUAACUCAGACAGCUGCUGCUAUUGUGCCCUCCUUCAAUGGAUGCCAAAUUCUAAAGGAAACUUGCCAAAAGCUGAUAUUGUUGUAAACAUUUCAGAGUCAAACCAGACAGGCUUAAUAUCCUCCUUUAAAAUCAAAACUAUUCCACGUCCCUACGUCCCUUUAUCUCUAAUUCUCUUGAAGUAAACUGGCACAAUUUGAGAUGAGUUUCAAUGAGGGGGAGAAAAAUUACUAUUGUGGAUGGCUUUUAAAAAAAGGAAAUGAAACAAAUGUGUUACGGCCUCAUGUUGAAGCUGGAGUUGAAUGCAUUGUAUAUAGCUUGACUUCAAAUGAUAGAGAAGUUAAUGUAUCAUGCAUUUAUAGAUCUUCUAAUUCAUUAGUAUUCAAGCCUGUUUUCCUAUGUAUAAUAAUAUACUACUAAAAUAGGCAGAUUUAAUGUGACUUUAAGACGAACUAAAUCUUUAAGCUUUUUUAUUUCACUUUUUUUGAGAUUUAGUUCUGGUCUUCCUUUCUUUCACCCCUCCUAGACCCUAAACCCUGCUUAGCCAAAUGAGGACAAGAUUUAAAUUUUAUAAGCAAGGUAGAAUCUCCUCUUUGGGAUCUUGGGCCAAAGGGUUUACAAUACUGCAAAAGCUGCUGUAGUUUGAACAAGUAGGAUAGCCAUACAUGCCAGCAAAGCAGAAGCAGCUUGAUUUUUACUUCAGACAGCUUCUUAUCUUUACAGCUCAAGUUUGUGUCCAGCACAAUUGUAAGAAAUUCAGAAUUCUGUAAGCAAAGCCAGAUCCAGCUGUUCUCUCUCAAGAGAGAUGAAUAACUGUGGAAUGGCAUGUAAUUAGAUACUGUACAUUCAACUGCCACUAAUUACUAGAAUUGAAACUGAGUUCUCACUGGUGCUGAGAAGUAUAUUCCACAAAGUGAUGGAGCGGCAACACUGUUACUGAGAAAUACAGUGUUUAAUGACUGCAUAAAUGUAAUGAUCUGCUGGUUCCGCAUCUUUGUGUAGCCACCUGAUACCUAGGGUUACUUGUGUUGAUGCUAGUGGUUUGAUAUCUUUCCACCAGUCAGAUUUUCACAGUUGGGUGUUCUUAAGUUUGUCUUUCCAUAUGUAGUGGGAUGGGAUUUCCUGAGCUUCAAUGCAUACCUGCUGCAUUGCAGUCCUUGCAUAAACAAGAAAACAGUUAAAUAGCAAAUGUUAAUACUUUGGGAUUGCUUGUUCAGAAGAACACUGUCUAGGUUACUUUAUAUUGACUAACUUCAGCUCUUGUGUAGAAUAUCCAUAGUGGUUUGUGGGAAGAACAGACAAUUUCAAGAAAGAAUAAAGCUAUUGUGUAAAGUCUAUCAAGAAAAGUUUCUUAAUGAAGUAUUUGUAUUUAUUACAAAACAAAUAAAUUUGUAACUUUGCAA